AUGCAGGAGGCUGUAAUUCCUCCUUCACCUUCGGUGACCAUGGAUGAAGAAUAUGUGCAAGGACAAAUCAAGAAGCUUCAAGAGCAACGGAUGUCCAUGCAAAAGAAAACAUUCACCAAAUGGAUCAACAAUGUUUUCUACAAGCACAAUGCAAACAUCAGGAUUCAAGAUCUCUACACUCAAUUGAAAGAUGGCAUUUGUCUCCUACAACUGCUCGAGCUGCUGUUUGCUGAACAGCUACCCAAGCCAACUAAGGGAAAUAUGAGAGUACAUUUUCUAGAGAACAACAGCAAAGCAAUCCAAUUCCUGAAAUCCAAGGUACAGGUGAAGGUAAUUGGGCCUGAAAACAUUGUAGAUGGAGACCAAACCCUCAUCCUGGGGCUAAUCUGGAUAAUUAUACUCAGAAUUCAAAUUGCUUCCAUCAACCUUGAUACGGAAGAGUUUGGAUCCAGAGAUGACCUGUCUGCAAAUGAUGCUCUGCUGGUCUGGUGUCAGUGUAAGACAGCCGGCUACUCCAAUGUUAGUGUAAAGGACUUCUCCAAAAGCUGGUCUGAUGGAUUGGCCUUCAAUGCACUUAUUCAUGCUCACAGGCCUGACCUCAUCCAGUACAGCUCCUUGAGGCAUGACCAGCCCAUCAGUAACCUAAACAAUGCUUUCACUGUAGCUGAGAAGCAGCUGGGAAUCACAAAACUACUGGAUGCUGAAGAUGUGGCUGUGCCCUUUCCAGACGAGAAGUCUGUCAUGAUCUAUCUGUCAUUCUACUACCAUUAUUUUUCCAGGCUGAAGCUGGGUCAAACUGUCCAGAAAAGGCUAUCUAAAAUUCUUUUCUUUCUAAAGGAGACAGAUGACUUAAAGUCACAAUAUGAGCAAAUGGUCUUUGAGCUGUUGCAAUGGAUUAAGCUCAAAGUGGUGGAACUGGAUGAUCGUCUCUUCCCUAACUCUGUGCAAGAGAUGCGCCUUCUCAUGGGCAACUUUAAGACCUUCCGCACUGUGGAGAAACCUCCCAAGUACAGGGAGAAGGGGAUAAUUGAAGCCCAUUUCUUCCACAUCAGAACCAAACAGCAAGCCAACCACCAGCAUCCUUAUUUGCCCCCUGAAGGGAGGACAUUGCAAGAUUUAGAAAAGGAAUGGGUCAUUUUGGAGAAGGCUGAGCACAAUCGUGGGAAAGCACUACAACAGGAGCUGUUGAGACUAGAAAGAGUUGAACAAUUAGUUCAAAGAUACCUGAAGAAAGCAGCUCUUCGUGUAGCCUACUUGGAAGGUAUGAGGGAGAUCAUGAGCAAGGAGGAUGCUGGGAUACCUGAUAAUGUGGAGCAACUUGAAGCAGCUGCAAGGAAACUGGAGGCCAUUGAGACAGACAUGCUUUCCAGAGACAUGCGCUUCAGAGCACUUGCUGAGAUGGCAGCAGAAAUCAAGCAGGAGAAUUAUUAUGAUCAGGAUCAAAUUACAAAGACGCAAAGGGACAUUGCACAACAGUGGCAAGAUCUGUUGAGCCAGUUCCAAAGACAAAGACAAUCUCUGAAAGUUACACAGGAAGUUUUGGUCCUUCUGAGAGACAUCGAUGCUAUUAUGGAAGAACUCAAGGAGCUGCAGGUCCUAAUGAGUUCUCAGGGUUGUGGUAAAGAGCUCUUGGAGGCAGCAGAUUUAUUGGAGAAGCAUCAAUUGGUUGCCUCCCAGGUUAUUUCCCUUGGAGAGAGGAUCGGUCAUAUCACUAAAAAAGCCAAAGAGAACAUGAAAAGUAAAUCAGUCAAAUCAGAUGUGCUUCAAGCCAAAUUCUGGAUGCUCCACCAACUGCAUCAAAAUCUUCUGGAUCUCUGUAAAACACGACAAAAGCAUCUGGGAGAGGCUCUGAAGUGUUUUGAGUUUUUCCAUGAGUGCAAAGAAGAAGAGCUGUGGUUAUCUGAAAAGUUGAAGUUGGUGGAGACAGGAACCUUAGGGCUUGAUCUCAAUCACAUUGCUGCCUCUCUUUGGAGCCAUAAGAUAGUCUUCAAGGGCCGGGAGCUAAGGCAGAAAAAUCCUUCAAGCCAGAAGGAUGUUGACAAGCAGACUGAGAAUGUCCAGAAGUUAUGGCAACAGCUACAAGAUAAGAUGGACGGACAAAAAAUCUUUUUGGAGGCAGCUUUACUCAUCAAACAGUACUUUGCCAAUGUUGAUGAGGCAGACUGUUGGCUGCGGGAAUGUCAAACCCUCCUAGCCAGCAAGGAUUAUGGGAAAGAUGAAUCCAGUGCAGAAGCUCUGUUGCAUCGCCAUUUUCAUUUGGAGGAAGAGAUUACUGCUUAUUCUUCAGAAAUAAGCUGUUUGGAACAGCAGGCACAUUCUGUGGCACAGCAGGCUGCAUUGCUGCACAAGAGGAAAGCAUUAGAGGAGGCAAUCCAACUUUACCAGUUCUACAGUUCCUGUGAAGAAUUUCAGUCUUGGAUAAAUGACAAGGAAAUUUUUUUCCAAACUAAACAGCCAAAAGAAAAUGUGGAAGUUAUGCAGCAGAAAUAUCAGAGAUUUCUAAUGGAAUUGGCUACUGGGAAGAACCACUUGGAAGAGAUCUAUAGCUUAGCAGAAAUGUUUUCAAAGAGCAGUCCUGGAAAAAAGGAGGAGAUUCAAGCCCUCCAGAAUGAGAUAAACUUGAGGUGGGAGCGACUGGAGACAUUAAGGGAAGAGAAGGGCUCAGAACUGAUUGGUGUAGCUGAUGUGAAGACUUUCCUUCAGGACUGCCAGGACACUCAAUUGUUAAUACAAGAUGGACUAACUCAUCUUGAGGAUUUAGGACACGGGAACAUGCCUGCUGUUCUAGAGGCACAGAGACGCAGACUCAGUACCCUUGAGAGAGAUAUCUUAGUUCAGGAGAGAAAAAUUGAAUACCUGAAGAAUGUGGCCAAAUCGGUCAAGGAUACCAAUCCUGCAGAGAGCAAGGCCAUAAAGGAACAGGUAGAAGACAUGGAGGUGCUGCUGUCAACAUUAAAGUUAAAGACAGAUGAGAAAGGGAAAGCUUUGCAAGCAACACAGGACCAGCAGACCUUUCUGCAAGACAGUCGUAGACUCCUGUUAUGGGCAGAUGGCAUGAAGGAGAUGCUAACCAGUGAGGAGAUGGGUGUAGAUGUGGUUUCUGCAGAGCAACUACUACAAGGGCACCAAGAUUUGCUGAAGGAGCUACACAGCCACAGCAAAAGGUUUAUGGAGUUGCAAGAGUUGGGUCAAAAGAUAAUGGAUGUCUCAUCCAGCAUCCAAGCUCUGGAUGUUUGUGAGUCCAUGCGUAAACUUGAUCAGAAAAGGACUGAGCUGGAUGAAUUGUGGGCAAAGAGACGAAAGAUGCUGCAGGAGGGUGUGGAACUACAAAAAUUCAAUAGAGAAGUUGACCGUAUCAAUGCAGCCCUUGCCACCCAUGAGGCUUUCCUCCAAACCGAUAACCUGGGGGACCAUGUGAAUUCUGUUCAGAGUCUGCUGAGGCAACAUGGGGAUUUCGAAAAAGUACUGCUGAUGUUAAAACACCGGGCAGAUGCACUUCAUGAGCAUGGAGAACAGUUGGUGGAGAGGAACCAUUUUGCUUCUGACAUCCUUGAAGAGAAAAUGCAUGCUUUACAGAAAAGGUGGAAAUGGCUGACUAAUAAUAAUGAACAGAGAAAGAAGAUGCUACUGGAUUCUCUUCUGUUACAGGAGUUUAAUUAUGACGCUGCAGAGCUUUUGAUAUGGAUGGAGGAGAAGUACAAGAUAGCAUCAGAUGAGUCCUACCGUGAUCCAACAAAUAUCCUACGCAAGCUGAAAAAGCAUGAGGCUGUAGAACAGGAAAUGAUGGUCAACAAGAAGCACUUCAUGGAACUGAUGGUGGGUGGAAAUCAGUUGGUUCAGGAUAACCACUUUGCUGCAGAUUCCAUUCAGGACAAAAUGUCAGAGCUCAAAAAGAAGUGGGAGAAACUGCACUGGAAGAUGACAGAGCGAGGAGAUAAACUGAGGCAGGCUGGACAACAAGAACAACUUAUGGAACUUCUCAAGGAUGCUGAAGAGAAAAUGGAGAAGGUGAAGAAAGCCCUUCACAAUUCAGAUGUGGGUCAUGACUUGCGUUCCAGUCGCAAUCUGCUCAAAGAACACUGUCAGCUGGAAAACGAGAUGCAGGGAUUGGCUGAGAAAAUGAGUUCCAUUGUCCUUCAUGCCAAAAAAAUAGCUACGGAUCAUUUUGACAGUGAGAGGAUUCUGGAUGAGACACAGAAGUAUUUGCAAAGGUAUUACUCUCUCCAGGAGCCUCUUGCUGAAAGAGGCCAGCUGUUGCAGGCAAGAGUAGAACUUUACCAAUUCUACCAUCACCACGAUAUGGAAAUGAAAUGGAUUAAUGAAAAAAUGUCAGUUGCCAGCUCCACAAACCGAGGCAAGUCCUUGGAUGCAGCUCUAAGUUUGCUACAGAAGCAUAAGGAAUCACAAGCGGAUGUGAAUGCCCAUAAUCACCAAAUCUUGAGGGUUCUAGAGAAAGGAAGAGCUGUGUCAGAAGGCAAGCAUAUGCCAACCCAGAGAAUCAAGGAGAAGUGCCAGGAGCUGAGUGAAGGCUGGACGGAAUUGGAGAAAGCAUGUGAGGGAAGGAUCAAACAGCUACAGCAUUCUGUUGCCUUCCAUCAGUUUUUAAUUGAGAUAUCAGACCUGGAGAGUUGGGUACAAGAGAAGCUCCCACUGGUGACAAACAAAGAAUGUGGUAAAGAUGAAGCUGCAACUCUUAAAUUCAUAAAGAAACAUAAGGCUCUUGAGCAUGAGAUUGAUGUUUACCAGAGUUUAGCAAUGGAACUGGAGGAAAGGGCCAAACCACUGCCUCUCCCGGGUUCCAUUCACUUUGAUGAAGUUGAUAUACCACAGGAGCAAGUUCAGUCACAGCUUUGGGAACUGCGAGACCUGGCCUCCUCAAGACGGAAAAGGCUGGAGGAAACUCUUGAACUGCAUUACUUCCUAAGGGAAUGUGAAGAUCUGGAGGAAUUGCUCCAUCAACAAACACAGGUUGCCAGCUCUGGUGACUAUGGUACAGAUAAUGAUCAUGUCCUGCUUCUUUGGGCCAAAUAUGAAAUGUUCCAGCACCAGAUUGAAGCUGCUGCAAAAAGAGUUGCCAUGUGCCACCAGCAAGCAGAACAUAUGGUAGACCGCAACCAUUUUGCAUCUAGGGACAUUAGGAAGAAACAGAAACAUUUACGGAACUUGUGGGAGGAGAUGCUGCAGGUGACAAAGUGUCAAGGAGAACGACUACAAGAAGCUGAAGCCACACACAAGUGUCUGCAAGAGCUGACAGAAGCCCUCACCCACAUUGAGGAGAAAUCCAAGACCAUCCCAGAUGAUUUUGCUAGAGAUCUAAGUGGUGUACAAUCCCAGCUCCAUAGACAUUCAACCCUUGAGCAUGAAUUGUAUGGGAAUGAGCAACAGCUGCAGGAACUAAUUGAUGCUGCUGAUGGCAUGCUCAGCUGCUGCUCUGAAAGGCAAGCGGAGGAGAUACAAGCAAAGCAGCAGGCCAUCGUGGCAAACUGGGAAUCCUUGAGAUGUAAAGUGGAGCAGCGCAGGGGUCAGUUGGAGCAAACGUGCAAACUUCUCCACUUUCAAACAGAAGUACGGUCCUAUUGUUCCUGGACAUCUGACAUCACGAGAGAAAUGAUGAUUAAGGAGACUGCUCGAGAUGCAUCCAUGAGUGGAUUGAAGCUGAAUCAGCAUCAGCAACUUUUGGCAGAGAUUGAGGCCCGUGAUGAGGUUUAUGCUCAGGUGCUGCAGCUGGGCCAAGAGCUCUUCCUGGAACUGAAAACUGCAACAAAAGAUAUCCAGGACUCUUUGCAGGUCCUGUUAGAAGAAAAGGACAAAGUAUACCGCAUGUGGGCACAGAAGAAGGAGUGGCUGGAGAAGAUCUAUCUUCAGCAGAUGUUUUACAGGGGUUGUGAACACCUAGAAAACAUACUGAAUUCUCAAGAGAUGUAUUUGAAAAGCAGUGACUUCAGGAAUACAGUGGACGAGGUGGAACAGCAGAUCAAGAAACAUGAGGCUUUUGAGAAACUUCUGGCCUCCCAGGAUGAAAAGGAAUUGUCUCUUCAGGAGCAGGCAACUAGACUACAACAGAACAAUGAGCUAGAAGGAGCAUCGAUCCAGCUCAAGCUCAAUAGCAUAAUAGAGAGGAGAAGAUACAUCAAAGAGCUCUCCCAAAGCAGGCAAGAAAAAUUGCAGACAGCCUUUCUGGCAGCUAUCUUCUACCAGAAUCUAGCUGAGGCAGAAAGCUGGAUUGAGGAGCGUAUACAAAAGCUGGAGGACUCACCUUUUCAAAGUAGCAGCAGCCUGAGUGACAAAAUGAAGCUUCUGCAGAAGCAUCAAGUCUUUGAGACUGAGAUUGUAGCUCACAUGGAUCUAAUAGCCACUGUUAACAUGGGAGGAGAAGCCUUAGUGUGCCGGAAUCAUUCUGAAUCGGAGGAGAUCUGUCACAAGACUCACUUACUUCAAGAACAGUGGUGGAAGCUGCAGCAGGCGGUUGCUGCUCGUGGAAAGAUGCUUGAAGAAAGUAGGGAUUUCCUGGAAUUUUUACAGAAGGUGGACCGUGUAGAGGCCUGGAUCAGAGACAAGGAAGUGAUGAUUAAUAUUGGUGAUGUCGGAAAUGAUUAUGAACAUUGCCUGCAGCUCUUGAAAAGACUGAAUGAGUUUCGAGGAGCAUCAGGGGAAAUGACUGUGGAUGAUGUUCACAUUAAAAGCAUCAAUGAUCUUGCUUUGAAAUUGGAGCUACAAAACAAGGAAGAAAUAAAAACAAUAUAUCAGCGCCGGAAACAGCUCAAUGAGAGGUGGAAGAAUUUCCAUGGUGAGCUGAAGGCAUACAGGAAGAAGUUGGAAGGAGCUCUAGAGAUGCAUGCCUUGAUCAGAGAAACUGGUGACAUAACAGAGAGAAUCAUUGAGAAGAGUGCACUGAUACAAUCACUGGACUAUGGGAAAAAUGUGGAAAGUGUAGAAAACCUAAUUCGGAAACAUGAAGAAAUAGAGCGAGAUAUCGGCAUCAUUCAAUCCAAUAUGGAGUCCCUGGAGCAGGAAUCAUUCCCACUUGGUAAGAGGAAUCCAUCCUCUAUAAGUGAAAAACUGACUAUGAAGCAAAAGGAGAUGAAAAAUCAUUGGCUACGACUCCAGGGCCAGGUCAUGCAAAGGAGGGAGAAACUGGCAGCCUCUUUUCAAUUGCAGAAGUUUAACUCUGAGAUGAAGGAAUUUCUGGACUGGAUUCAAGGAAUCAGAAGAUCCAUGGAAGGUGGGAGUCUUCCUAAAAGUUCAGCCGAAGCAGAAAGUAUGCUCGAAGAGCACAACGAACUAAAGGCAGAGAUUGAAGCACGAGGAGAAAGGUUGACUUCAUUAACCAACUACGGUGAUGAACUCGCCAACUCUGGACAUUAUGCAUCCCCUGAGAUCCACCAUUCCCUCAUCGGACUACAAGAGGCCUUGACUGAAAUGAUCCAGGUCUGGCAAGAACACAAUCUAAAACUGAUUCAAGCCAAGGACUUACAGAAAUUCUAUGGCUAUGUGAAAGAGAAUGAAAGCUGGCUGAGCAGCAAAGAGGCCUUUCUAGCAAACAAGGAUUUUGGGGAUUCUGUGUCCAGUGUGGAGAGUCUGCAGCAAAAACACAUGCAAUUUGAAAAGGCCCUGGAAGCCCAGAUGAAGGAGAUUGACAUAAUGAUCUCAUUUGGCCAGCAGCUGAUGGACAGCCAGCAUUAUGACUCUCAGAACAUAAUGAACAAGAUCCAGGCGAUUCUCAAGAGAAAGGAAAACCUUUUGGAAGCUGCUUUGGCUCGCAGGCAUCUGCUGGAAGAAUCAAGUCUGUUGCAAAACUUUCUGCGCAGUUCCUUUGAGGUGGCAGCAUGGAUGAAUGAAAAAAACAUUAUUGCCUUGGAUGAGAGCUGGCGGGAUCCAAGCAACCUUUCAGCUAAACUGCAAACGCACCAGACUUUCCAGGCAGAGAUCAUAGCCAGCAGAAAUGACCUAGAUCAUAUCCGAGCUAAAGGAGAGAAGAUGCUCCAGGAGGGACAUUGUGCUCAUGAUAUCAUCCAGUCCAGACUGCAGGAAAUAGAGGACAUUUGGGAUGAGUUGCUGGAAAACUGCUAUGAAAAGGGAAGAAAGAUGCAGGAUGCCUGUAAGGCUCUGCAUUUCCUCCGUAAUGUGGAUGAUGUGGAAAAAUAUCUGGAAGAUCUAGAAAGUGAGCUGAACAUACCAGAAAGCAGCUUUAACCUCCUGGUUCUGGAUGAUCUUCUAAAUAAACAGGAGGCAUUAGAAGAAGAUUUCGCUGGCUGUAAAGACCAACUACAAGAGCUUAUAAAGACAGUGCAAGAAUUCCAACAGGAGAAGAAUUUUAUGGCAGAUGAAAUAGAAGAGAGAGUGGACCAUGUAGUGCAUAGGUACAAGAGUCUUAGGGAGCCCUUGCAAGAGAGAAGUGGAUUCUUGGAGGCCAGCAGGCUGCACUAUCAGUUCCUCCAAGAUGUCACUGAGGAGUUAACCUGGAUUCAUGAGAAACUCCCCCUGGCAUCCUCCAGAGACUAUGGUCAGUCUCUUACGAAUGUUCAGAGUUUGCUGGAAAAACUCCAGAAUUUGGAGAAUGAAAUUAAUAGCCACAAUGCUUUAACUAAAGCAGUUAUCAGCACUGGACAGAAGCUGGUGAAGGGAGGUCACUCUGCCUCACAAGACAUCAUGGAAAAGGUGAAAGAAUUGGCGGGUGCCUCAGAAAACCUGAAGGGUGAGGUUCAGGAGAGAAGAAAGAGGCUCAUGCAAUCAUACAAAAACCAACAUUUCCUCACUGAGCUUUUGGAAGUGGAAUCCUGGUUGGCAGAAAAGGGACUUGUCCUGGACCUCCCAGAUUAUGGACAGAAUGAAGAAUGUACUCGAGCACUGCUUCGUAAAGUAGAAGCUGUCAAGCUUGACCUAGAGGGAUUUGAGUCCCGAAUUGAGAAGUUGAAGGAAACAGGAAAUCACCUCUUGGCCUAUGACAACCCAGAUAGCUCAAUUAUCCUCCCCAAGCUCCAGGCUAUUCUAGAAGAAUAUAAUUGUGUCUUAACAAAAGCUGAGAAUCAAACUAAAGUUUUGCAGGAGCAAUCUCAACUGCACCAGUUUGAGAGGGAAAUCCAGUUGGUGGAAGCCUGGCUUUUGAGCAAACAGAGCAUGGCUGAAUCAGAUAAUUAUGGUCAGGAUUUGGAGGAUGUUGAGAUUCUGGAGAAAAAGUUUGACGAUUUUAAAAAGGAGGUAGGAUCUCUGGGGUAUGCCAAGGUUCUUCUGAUAAACAAGUUGGCAUCACACCUCAAGAGUCAGUGCUACAGCCAAAUAAGUGAUGUUGAGAAGAGGGUGCAGCUAGUCAAUAACACGUGGGAGAGGUUGUAUCAAGCCACCCAGACAAGAGCAGAGAAUCUGAGAGCAGCUCGGGAGGUUCACCAGUACGAUCAUGAUGUGGAUGACCUGAAAGAGUGGAUUCAGGAGAAAGAGGCUGUUGUGGACAGGGAAGAGUAUGGCUAUGACCUGUCCGGUGUGCAGGCCCUCCUUAGCCAGCAUGAGCGACUGGAGAGGGAGUUAAUAGCCGUUUCAAAAGAACUGGAGAGGAUCAGAGGCAAGGCUUGGCGUCUUGGCCGAUUGUACCCUCAUCCCAGGGACAACAUCAUGAGUAGACUUUCAGAAGUGGAUGAGCGCUGGGAGAAACUAAACAAGAGGUUUUCAGAAAGAAAAGAGAGGCUGCUGCAGGCAGAACAAGUCCAGAUCUACUUUGACAACUGCCGAGAAUUGAUGGCCUGGGCCAACGAGAUGCAUGCCCUGAUUAUAUCUGAGGCAUUGACAAAUGAUCUUCUUGGUGCUGAGCUGCUUAUUAAGAGGCAUGAAGAGUACAAGCAUGAUAUAGAGAAGCAGUGGCUGAAAUAUGAAGAGCUGCAAGAAUCUGGAAGGAGCUGGGUAAAGGCUGGGCACUUUAUGUCCAUACAGAUUGAAGAGAAACUUUCUGAACUACUGGAGAUGAUGAGCAAAGUGAGGGAAUCUUGGGAAAUGAGGAAGGAAUUGUACAAAGAAAACUGGGAGAUCCAGUUACUGCGACGGGAACUGGACCAAGCUGAAGCUUGGCUGACUACCAGGGAAGGUUUUCUAUCAGAUUCUGGCUAUGGGCAUUCUAUCUCUGAUGUCGAGCAACUAUUGAAAAAACAUCAAGAUUUUGAAAAGGUGCUGGAGGCCCAAGAGGAGAAAUUUGCAAAGCUGAAUAGAAAGACAAAGAGAGAAUUGAAGUUACUAAAACAUACAGGCAUUGAGGAGAAAGAGAAACUGAUCAAGGUCCCCUCACUACGUAGGAAACAUUCAGACAGGAAGCCAAGGAUGCUGGAUCCAAAGGUCCAUUUGCCGUCUGUUUCAUCAACAAAGUCCAAACAGAAUUUACACCAGCCAAGCCAUGGAGAAGACUUGACAUUGGCCUGCACCAGUGACACAAAAGCUCCACUUGCACCAGAGGUGGUUGAGCUGCCGGAUUUGGCUCUGGACUGCCAGGUCUCUUUGCCUUCUUCAUUGUCCCUUAACAUGAAAAGCAAGCAAGAUGUCAGUGAUUUGUUACCUUUACAUGAUGAUUUUGUUCCACCAAGCAUGCAAGGCAAUAAUGAUAUCUCCCUCUGUGAUGUGGAAACCAAAGACACAAAUACCACAUUUGCACUCUGCAGAGAAUCAUUAGAUACUUCUCUGCCUAACUCAGAUUUGCCUCCUGAGAGAUCAGAAACUGCUUCUCAGGUAAGCUAUCAUAGUCUUUGUUCCUGUGAAAAUCUACAGAAAUCCAUAAUGUCUGAUACGUAUUACAACUUCAUAUUGAACUUGGAUUUUGUAGCUUUUGGGAUAAAAAUGAGUUAUGUUGUAUACAUGGUGGGAGAAACACUAGGACUUUGUGCAUUACAGGUUUCUACAAUACACGAGAGUAUGGAAGGCUUCCUAGAAAAGAGGGACCAGAUCCUUCCAGGAAGAAAACAGGUAAAAGUUUCUUAA
Messenger RNA from Euleptes europaea (tarantolino), 10953 nucleotides. RefSeq names its product spectrin beta, non-erythrocytic 5 (gene SPTBN5). Gene Ontology annotation, biological process: actin cytoskeleton organization. The record is from RefSeq and is a predicted model, not a curated record. NCBI's taxonomy places the organism in Eukaryota, Metazoa, Chordata, Lepidosauria, Squamata, Sphaerodactylidae. Gene Ontology annotation, molecular function: actin filament binding. The transcript has 63 exons. The coding region runs from base 1 to 10953 and encodes 3650 amino acids. Gene Ontology annotation, cellular component: cell projection; cell junction; plasma membrane.